Molecule: messenger RNA, 2649 nt
Organism: Leishmania major strain Friedlin
Lineage: Eukaryota; Euglenozoa; Kinetoplastea; Trypanosomatida; Trypanosomatidae
Exons: 1
Coding region: 1-2649 (882 amino acids)
Source: RefSeq, a predicted model, not a curated record
AUGCAACCGAGCAAGGUACACUUCUGUACCGCCUCAGUGCGUCCGUGGGUGUCGGAGUAUCUGGCACGCAUGGGCGUUGCCCCCGCGAACACCGCUUCUGCGCGCCCACACAGGGACUCAGCGCUCAAGGCGCAGCAAGCUGAUCGCGCGGAAAGCGAGCUAGUUGCAGCACCGGAGCAAUACAGAGAGGCGCGCAGGCAGCUCCUAGGGGCGCUUCACGUGCAACCGUUUUCGUACGCAAACGUGGUUGCACGUGCACGCGGCCUCUCUCAGACGCAACCCGAAGACACCUUUGCCCUCCGUGGGCUUUGCAGCACUGACUACGACUCCCUUGAUGAGAACUGCAUGCUCGAACCUGCUGCACGACAGUCGGCGGGUUGCACAGGUGAGGCCGACGCGCCGCCCUCAGCGCCUGCGUCUGCCGAUGCGGUAUCGGCUGAUGCCGGUCCUGCCCAGGCAUUGUCUUCGCCUGCCACUUGUGUUGCUUCCGCUGCUGGUGCCCCGGCAGCGGCGGUGGCACGUUGGCCGACGGUGUCGCAGAUGACGAGGGCAAUAGAGCGCCGCAUCAUGGACCACCGGCGUCUGUGGCGUGCUGCCAACCGGCUGGCCAGCGACCGCUUGGGGUCAGGUGAAAUGUGUUGUGCUUUGACCUCUCCCACGAGCACAGCACAGUCGCCGUCUACUUCGUUCUUCUUCGGGAGCUCGCUUCCGUUUCUGCUCGCGACGAUACCGCACACGCUCAUCUCUGCAAUCGCCGAGCAUGCCAUCCUUCACGCUUGGUACGGCGGACCACACGUCUACCCCGAUGCCAAAUUGCCUUGCCCCACUGCCACCUUUGUCUUCAAAGACAGCCCCCUACUGCGUGUGGAUGACGUGACAAGCCUCCAGUGGGACCGCGCGCAGGCGGCAAACUUUCUCGUCGCUGUUCUGCGGCAGCCCGCGGUUCAGAAGGAGCUGCGCCAGCGCCUGUGGAGCGCCGUGCAGAACUGCCACCGCGGUGUUCUCCGAAAGCUCGAGUCGCUUGCAGUGCAGAAGGACGUGGAGGGAGCCUCCAAGGAGGCCGCUGCUGAUCGCCUCAUUCUGCUUGACCAGGAGCCAGGCAUGCCUUCACCGCCUUCGUUGUCUCUCCGUGAGGUGCGAGACGACUUGUUUAGCUUCGAUGAGCUCCUGUACUUCGUGCGCGUCUCCCCCUCAACGUCGUCGACCUCUCGCCAGCAGCGAGUAGAAUGUGAGUCUCUUCGGUCGACGCAUCUCUUCCGCUUCGUCACGAGUCGCGCUGACGUUGCAGCGGCGCUCAGAGAUCGGCCGCGUUCGAACGUCUCUGACUUGCUUUUCUGCGUUUCACUGCGGAACGGGGACACGAGCGCAAAGGCGAGCUCGGCGCCGGUGUCGCUCUCCACGCGAGACAAGCUGUGGCUGCUCUUGAGUGAGAUGGUGCGGCUGCGGUACCUCGUUGCAUACCUGUUGAACUUUGAAGUAAUGCUUCACCGCGUGCGCAACAGCACCAGGCAUUCGCAGCGCGGGCAAUCAACAUCAAAGGAAGUGGACAGUGCUGGUUUCCCGGGUAACAGUAGCUCCGAGCAGGCGGAUGCGCAGGAUGCAGAGAACGCCAAGUGCAUUGCAGCUGUCUUCCGCUUCCUCGACAUCCGGCUACACACACGGUUGGCCGUUAGCCCGCACCACCGCCGCUUCUUGCGUCAUGCGCGGGUGCGUCACUGUGAACGGUCCGCGACUCCAGAACCGCCAGACCGGGCGACCGCCGCCCAUGAGGCCACCGAUGCCGACACGAGUGUCAGACACGAGGCCCGACGAUACGCAACGGUCCAGGAGUUAUUCAGCGCCUUCUCGAAGGCUCUCGAAGAAUCGACGACGCCACCGUCGCAACUGCCGGCCACCGUCGCAUCUUUCACGUCGUUGGCAAAAAGUCCCGGCGAAGGGCAAGGGGCCGCAGAAAACGGCAUAGAAGCGAUGAGCAAGAGGCCAGACCACAUGCGUGGCAGGAGUGCUCGACAGAACGUAGUACAAGCAAGAGCAACCUCAGACGGACCAUCGUCACUUUCCGACACAGACGACGAAUUCCUCAAGGCCAUUGUGUCGGCAACGCGUCAGGAUCAGCCACCGGAUUCGACCGUGCAAAGCACCCCAAUGAGAGCCACCCACCGCGGCGGUGUGAAGUCUCCGUCUGCUAACCCCGGCGAGCUUCCGUGCAGCCGCGGCCUACCGGGCAGGCGCUGCCUCACUGCUGAGAGGUCAACGACAUGUCUCCCGCAAUCGAGGCGAGCCGCCGAAGAUCCGCAUCCGUUUGUGGACGUUGUGUUUGAACGCAAGAGCAACAGGUCCAAGUGGCCCUUUCAGGCACUACGGGCUCGCACGAACGCAUCCAACUUCAAGGUUCGCUUUGGCGGCUCUCACGACGCCAGCAGCCAUGCAGCUGUGAUUUGUUUCCAGCUUUCAUGCACACGGGAAGAGAGGGAAAAGGCGGAAAUUGCACCGCUAUCGGGAAAGUCGGCUGCGGACUUGCUGCAGCAGUAUCCGUACGUGACGCACGUGAACGGUAUCUCUGCCAGAAAGGUGGAGCUUGUGGUACGGCUUUUUCGCUCCGCUCAUGUGCUGAAGCUGCGACUCGCCAGGAGACCGCCGGACCGGUGA